Fukomys damarensis (Damara mole-rat) is the source of this 2014-nucleotide messenger RNA. RefSeq names its product CD14 molecule (gene Cd14). Gene Ontology annotation, molecular function: protein binding; lipopolysaccharide binding. Gene Ontology annotation, cellular component: membrane raft; lipopolysaccharide receptor complex; external side of plasma membrane. The transcript has 2 exons. The record is from RefSeq and is a predicted model, not a curated record. Bases 218 to 1369 code for a protein of 383 amino acids. NCBI's taxonomy places the organism in Eukaryota, Metazoa, Chordata, Mammalia, Rodentia, Bathyergidae. Gene Ontology annotation, biological process: toll-like receptor 4 signaling pathway; positive regulation of type I interferon production; positive regulation of non-canonical NF-kappaB signal transduction.
UGCAACAUUUCGUAGAAAGGAAGUGAGGAGGUGGCUGGAAGAGAGAGACGUAGAGAAGUGACCAGAUUACACAGGAAGGAGUAGUUACAUCUAGGGUUACAUAAACUCCUAGGGGCUGCCCAAGAGAUAAGCGCAUAGAGCCUGGAAGCUGGAGGGCGCCGCAGUACGAGAAAGACACCAAAACCCUUCCCAGAGCUGCUCUUGGAACUCCUCGACCAUGGAGCUCGCUCCCUGCUUGUUGCUGCUGCUGCUGCCGCUGAUGCGCGUCUUGGCGGGCACCUCGCCGUCGCCGCUGCCCGAACCCUGCGAGCUGGACGAAGAGGACAUCCGCUGCUCCUGCAAUUUCUUGGAUCCACAGCCGGACUGGUCCAGCGCCCUCCAGUGUACUGUAGCAGUCGACGUGGAGAUCCGAGCCGGCGGCCGCAGCCUGGAGCCCUUUCUGAAGCGUGUCGACCCCGAGGCCAACCCGCGGCAGUACGUGGACCUGGUCAAGGCUCUGCGCGUGCGGCAGCUCAAGUUGGGAGAUGCACGGGUUCCCGCUCCGUUCCUCUUCGGCUUGCUGCGGGUGCUGGCCUACUCCCGCCUCAAGGAACUGACUCUCGAGGACAUAGAAGUCACUGGCGCGCCGCCGUCCACGCCUCUGGGAGCCUCCGGGCUUGGGAUCUCCACCUUGCGCCUCCGCAAUGUGUCCUGGGCAGCCGGCGGUGCCUGGCUCUCCCAACUGCAGCAGUUGCUCAAGCCGGGUCUCCUGAAGGUACUGAACAUUGCCCAAGCACAUUCGCUUGCCUUUCCCUGCGAACAGGUCCGCAGCUUCCCAGCCCUCACCACCCUCGACCUGUCUGACAAUCCUGCGCUGGGUGAGCAUGGACUGGUCGGGGCUCUUUGUCCCCACAAGUUCCCUGCGCUCCAGGAUCUAGCGCUACGUAACGCUGGGAUGAAGACGCCCAGCGGCGUGUGCGCUAGACUGGCGGCGGCCGGGGUACAACCCCACCGCCUGGACCUCAGCCGCAAUUCGCUACGUGCUACCUCAAACGCCGGCGACCCAGAGUGUGUCUGGCCCAGCACGCUAAACUCCCUCGAUCUGUCGUUUGCUGGGCUGGAGCAGGUGCCCGAGGGACUACCUGCCAAGCUCAGCGUGCUGAAUCUCAGCUGCAACAGGCUGAAUAGGGCGCCACGGCUGGACGAGCUGCCUAAGGUGGGUAACCUGUCACUAGAGGGAAAUCCCUUCCUCGUCGCCGGAGCCUCCUUCCCCCAAGAGAACACUAUGAACUCUGAAUCCGGCGUGGCCCCAGCCUGUGCACGUUCACAUCUGGCAGUGGGGAUUUCAGGAACACUGGCUGUCCUCCAAGGGGUCCGGGGCUUUGCCUAACCCAAGGGAGAAGAAUGAAUGUCCUGGGAGCACCAUCACAAUGACCAGCACUUGAUCAACCAACGCUCUGCCUCACCUUUAUUAAAACCUUAAACCAUAGGUUAUAUCGUUCACUCAACAGAUCUUUACCGGGUGUCUGCUGUGUUCUGGGCUCAGGGCCAGAGAAGGAAACUAUCUUACUUAAACUGUCUUCACCCUGAAUCCCUAGAAAUCCUGUAUGCCCAAGAAAAGAACUGCAGGGGUAGAAGAGACAAAUAAAUGUUUCCUGGUUAGUACUGCGUGGGAGAAAUAAUGUGUAUCCAGGGCUUUCUGAGCAGAAUACUGGCACUAGGGUUAAAGGGUACUGAACAGUAAACAAACUUUGCAGAGUACAGAAUGUUUCCUCUUUGGCUCAUUUUCCAAGAGCCAAAGGUAAUAAGCCCCAGAGCUAUUUGUUUAUAUGCUUUCUCUUUCUUUUCCACUACACCCCUAGAGAGAGAAAUUCAAAGUUUCACAGUUUCAAGGAUCCUCUCCCAUGGUGUCAAACUCCUCUGCCCCUUCAGGUACAGUGGCUUUUGCUGUGUUUGCACCCUGUCCACGGGGAAUUGGGAUACCCCAACUGGGAAACAGAUGUGAGAUCCAAUCUGUUACUGAACUAGAGAUAAU